UUCCAUCCUCCUCCGCGUGCGUGCGUUUUCCAGCCUAGCCACUACCCAUUAGUGCGCCCGAUUGCGCGUCCCGCACCGUCACCCGCCACCAUUCCACACCGCUUCUCCUUCCCCUUCCCCCCCUCGUCGCCGCCUCCCCUCCUCCUUCUCCCGUAGCAGUAGCAGCACUACUACUUUUCUUCGGAUCCACCGAGAUCACUGCAGACCGGGAGGCCCCGUCGCCGGGAGCGAUUUGGUCACGUGUCCGCCCCUUGAUUCCUUCUUGGCGGCGGCUGUCCCGCCGGUCUUCCUCCCUCCCUCCUCCUUCCCCCGCGCCUAGUCCGCUCCGCGUCCCCUGCUCCGCCAGUCAGCGCGCGUUCUGCUCCCCAAUCGCCCCGGACCGGGAGGAAAGGGAAGAUCGAAAUACUCGUGGAGCUGACAGUUCUUGGAGCGGAGGAAAGAUCCGAAGCAAUCAGGAGCGCGCUUCUUCUGGUGACAGUUCUCGGAGGAGCAGUUCUUGGGACUCGCUCGUGUUCCCGUGAAGUUGCUUCAGGCAUGGGGAAUCGCCGGAGGAGAGGCCCGGCGGCGUGCCUCCUUCUCUGCUUCCUGAUGACGGGCUUCGAGCUGUGCGCGUCUCUGAAUCACGAAGGUCUUGCUCUCCUGAGGUUCAGAGAGAUGGUGGAGGCCGAUCCAUCUGGUGCUCUGGCGGAUUGGGAUGAAGGGCACGCUAGCCCCUGUUCUUGGUUUGGCGUGCAGUGCUCGGAUGAUGGGCGGGUCGUAGGCCUGAACUUGUCAAAUCUUGGUCUGAAGGGCAUGUUAUCUCCUGAGAUUGGACAGCUUACUAAUAUGCAUUCUCUUGUACUGCACAAGAACUUGUUCUAUGGUGUCAUCCCUACAGAGAUGGGAGAUUUACGGGAGCUGAAGGUGUUGGAUCUGGGGUACAAUAACUUGAACGGAUCAAUUCCAUCAGAGCUAAUGAACAUUUUAUCCCUGGAGUUUAUCUUUCUUAAAGGAAACAGACUUUAUGGUGAUUUACCUCUUAAACUAAAUGAGUUCAUCAGUCUGUGUGAGUCUCAGGUUCAGCAAGACAGGGCUUUGUCAAAUAGGAUGCCCACUGCAAGGAGUAAGGACAGUGCUACAACCAGAAAACUUCUAGCAGUCAAACAAAAAUAUUCUCCAAAUAACGAGCUGCUUGGUUCUGAAAAUUCUGUAUUACAACCAUCAGAUGUGAGCCCUUUCUUUUCACUCCAAGAACUCCGCAAGGAUCCAACACCACCGCCGGCGAAACCAAGUAUUCCACCGGCAAGACCUGAUUCUGAACAUGUUCCUUCCCAUGCCCCUACUGUAUCUCCCAACAAAGACCGAACCAGAAGCCAAGAGAGCAAGAGCAACAGCAGGAACAGCAGUUUUGUGACAAGAUAUGCAUUAAUAGGAGCAGCUAUUUGUUUUGUGGUGCUAUCCUUGUCAGCUGCAAUAUUAAUUUGCUACCGCCGUGGAAAAACUAGCAGUGUUGUACCCUUAUCUUCAAGUAGGCAAUUACAGACCACUAUCAUGGGAGGCAUAGCUUCAUUCAGACGGUCAGAACUCGAAACAGCCUGUGAAGAUUUCAGCAAUGUAAUUGGUACACUACCUGGAUGUACAUUGUAUAAGGGAACUCUUCCAUGUGGAGCAGAAAUAGCUGUUGUAUCUACACUGAUAAAACAUGCGUACGGUUGGUCUGCUAUAGCUGAAGCACAAUUCAAGAAUAAGGUUGAAAUGUUGUCGCGGGUGAACCAUAAGAAUUUCUUGAAACUUGUGGGAUACUGUGAAGAUGAAGAACCAUUUACCCGGAUGAUGGUGUUUGAGUAUGUCUCAAAUGGAUCACUAUUUGAGCGCUUGCAUGUUAAUGAGGCGGAGCACUUGAAUUGGCAGUCGCGCCUGCGGAUGGCGAUGGGGGCAAUAUACUGCCUGAACCACAUGUACCAGCAGUAUCCUCCUGUGAUCCUAAGAAACCUGAACUCAUCAUGCAUAUACCUGACCGAAGAUAACGCUGCUAAGAUUUCAGACAUCAGUUUCGGCGAUGACAGGAAAGAAAGCGAGGAUGAAUUCGAUGAGCCUGACGAGUGCAGCAUAGUGUAUAAGUUUGCCUUGCUUCUGCUUGAGACGAUCUCUGGAAGGCGUCCAUUUUCCAAUGACACCGGCCUCUUGAUUCUAUGGGCGCACCGGUACCUCACCGGCGAAAAGCCCUUGACGGGUAUGGUCGACCCGACGCUGAGAUCAGUCCCUGAGGAGCAGGUCGCAGCGCUGACAGAGCUAAUAAAACUGUGCAUAAGUGAUGACCCCUGGCGGAGGCCGGCGGUGGCGGAGGUAACCAGAAGGAUGCAAGAGAUCACUGGGUUUUCUCAAGAUCAGUCGACCCCAAGGAACAGCGCUUUGUGGUGGGCUGAACUUGAAAUCUUCACGGUAUAGAGAAUUACUAGUCCAUUGUGGAAUUGCCUUGAAGCCAUUCUGCAGUCCAUUUGAUAGAAGUAACAGAGAAAAUUGUACAGUUUGGUUUUCUUAUUACUCUUUAGGCAGGGCAUACAGUUGUACAGAUAUGCCUGCACUGCUCACACUAUUCUUUCGUUCUUUGUUAGAUCUUUUUUUUCUUUCUUAAAUUUGACUAAUGAAAUCCUGCAAAGCUUGUAAGGUGCAAAUAUGUGCCAAACGUUUGUAAAUAAAGUUUGAAAUGUGAAAUGACUUGUUUCAA
Hordeum vulgare subsp. vulgare (domesticated barley) is the source of this 2707-nucleotide messenger RNA. RefSeq names its product protein MALE DISCOVERER 1-like. Gene Ontology annotation, molecular function: protein binding; ATP binding; protein kinase activity. The record is from RefSeq and is a predicted model, not a curated record. Lineage: Eukaryota; Viridiplantae; Streptophyta; Magnoliopsida; Poales; Poaceae. The transcript has 9 exons. The coding region runs from base 535 to 2427 and encodes 630 amino acids. Gene Ontology annotation, biological process: protein phosphorylation.